AUGUCAAAUUCACCACGCAUUCCAAGAUCUACUGACCUCCCACCAUCGUAUGAAACGUCAGUUUCUGGCAAUACAUCGAGAGUUGCGUCUCCAUCACCUACUCGGGCCAAUGGGAAUAGUCGCUCUGCAAAAAAUGUACCUUAUCAGCCAUCACGAGAGCAACAGCAACAGAUUAACAUAUUGACAAAUGCACGUAACAACUCAUCAGCUACGAAUCUAGUGGCAACUACAUCAAGCAACACACAAACAGAGUAUUUUGAUAUUCUACCGUCAUUUGAAAUGUUUCAGAGUAUUUUGAAAAGAGAUGACCAGCAAUUCCAGGAAGACCUCACAACUGUUCCCCCGAGAUAUGGAGAUACGGCCCAUAGUAGAUCCAGUCGGCCCACCUCACCACGAUUACAUGCACAACUGUCAAUUGAUCAGAACUUACUGCAAGUCUCUAGAAGAUUAGAGGAUACGUUGCAGAUGGAACGGGAUAGACAACAAGAACAGAUGCACGAGCAUGCGAUGGUCUUUGUUGACGAGACAGGGUUGAUGCCAGUGACGAGUACUGCUGAUGCGAAUUCGCAAGUUCACAAUGAGAACUUGGCAAUCACUAGUGAUAGCUAUGGCCACUCACCAUUGGACAAUAUUGAUCGGUUGCAAAAGGCAACCAAAUCUCCUUUUGAUAUACAAAUCUUUGUUACAAAGGAUGUGCCCAGACCCAAUCAAGAAAACGAACUAGAGACCAAAUUAAAAGAGUAUACAAAUGGUGAUCAUGUCAAUGGAUACGUUAUUGUGACCAAUACAUCGAGUAAACCUGUAAAAUUUGGUCUCUUUACUGUGUCAUUGGAAGGCACAAUCAAGUCUCUAGAGCGAAGUGCAAACCCAUUACAGCAGAGGUAUCGCAAGAUCUUGAUGAAAAAGAUUUUGAAAAUGUACGAUUUAUGUGCCGGGUACAGCUAUGGCUAUGUACCGAGUAGCGCAGGGAUUGAAUUUGUUCCAUUUACUGAGGAUAGUUACGACGGUUGUGAGAUUGGAUUACCGGAUGAUCGAAUUUUGCAACCGCACCGCAAAUACAAAAAGUUUUUCACAUUUAGAUUCCCACAAAGGUUACUUGACAAUGAUUGUCCCGAUGCAAUAUUCCUGCACUUGCUUCCACCGCCAUCGGUAGGUGUAGACAAAACAUCUUUUUAUAAUCGAGGUGAAGGCAUUGUCAUCAACAAAGCUCUCGGGUAUGGAUCGUUGAAUUUGCGAGGAACACCGAUUUUGACCAAGGAUUAUAGUUUUGAGGAUAUGAGCGUUUCAUACGCCGUAGAGGCAAAGAUCAUUGACAAUGUGCGGACAAAGGAUGCAGUGUCCCACGAUGAGAUCAAUGAUGCAAAGCGACAGGACUAUGUUAUUUCGAAAAGUGCACAAUAUUAUUUGCGCUUUAUCCCUGAGCAGAUUCCGUUUCAAGGCAUUUCAAAUGCAAGAAAAUUUUUGGAACAGUAUCAAGAUGAUCAAACAUGGAUGUCUAUACGAGAGCAAAAUAACCGGCUUGAAAAGGAUAUUGAAAAGAAACUUACAGGUAAUGUUUCAGUUGAAGAGAUGAAGAUGAAAAACCUUCGAAUUAGCGAAUCACAUAAUUCAUUGAGAGAUGUGAAAACGAAAAAAAGGCAAAGGCCAAGAGGAAGAGGAAGAGGAAGAGGUACUAGUGGUGGAUUCAACGUUGAUGAUAAUGGAACUAAUGUUAAUAAGAACAAUAGUAACCAUAAUUAUAAUAAUAUUAACAACAAUCAUGGUAAUAAUCGCGAAGGAGAGGAAUUAGGAGGAGAAGACGGAGAAGAAGAGGAGGGCGUGUUAGAUGAAUAUGAAGAUAAUAAUAGCGAUAGCGAUAUUGACGAUGGCUCAUAUAUCAGUACCAAUCAUCCUAUUGAAAUAUACGGAAAGAAAAAGAAAAUGAUGAUGUCUUCUUUGGUAAAGAUUGGAGAACUGACUAUGCGCGUUAAGGUCCCCAACGGCGUUUUGGCGUAUUCGGCUCCGCGUUUACUAAUGAAGUAUAACGAAGUGUCCAUGGAGCGUGUUUACAAUCAACAUACCGAAGAGGUUUUAAAACACAUUGAUGCACAACUUACAUUUGAAGGUAAUUCCCGACCACAGAUUGUUUCUAUUGAGACCAACAUUGUUAUCUGGUCAUACUCAACUGAUUAUCCUAUCCCAUUUGACAUUGCGUAUGAUUUCUUUUACAAGAAUCACGAUGGCACUGUUCCCCUGACUGAUCCAGUGGUUACAACUACGAAAAACUUGCAAUUUUUGAAAGAUCAAGUUGCUCAUUAUAUCGAGUUUGUCAAGGAUAGUGGGAUUGAGUUGGACAAAGAGUCAUAUAUAUACUUAAAAUCUGCACAAAAACUACGAGUAAAAAAAGAUAUUAUCCGAGACUAUUUCAAGCCAACAUCAAUCAGUGAUGAUAAAUGGGAUGUCCAUAAACUAAACAAUAUUCGUUGGACUCAAAAAUUGAAAAUCCCUUUAGUAGUGGAGAAUCAAAGAAACGAAAACUUGUUGCCUACAUUCCAGAGCUGUCUUACUGGAAGACUCUAUUGCUUACAAAUUGCAGUAAAGUUCAAAGGUGCAAGUCAAGAAGCUAAUGAGUUUGCACAUAAUGUCGUUAGUGUCGAUGUGCCAAUCUUAGUUGGUUGA
This is a messenger RNA of Lodderomyces elongisporus, 2658 nucleotides long. RefSeq names its product ubiquitin-ubiquitin ligase. Gene Ontology annotation, biological process: protein polyubiquitination; protein monoubiquitination. The coding region runs from base 1 to 2658 and encodes 885 amino acids. The record is from RefSeq and is a predicted model, not a curated record. Lineage: Eukaryota; Fungi; Ascomycota; Pichiomycetes; Serinales; Debaryomycetaceae. The transcript has a single exon. Gene Ontology annotation, cellular component: ubiquitin ligase complex. Gene Ontology annotation, molecular function: ubiquitin-ubiquitin ligase activity.